Lactuca sativa (garden lettuce) is the source of this 943-nucleotide messenger RNA. RefSeq lists its product as uncharacterized. Lineage: Eukaryota; Viridiplantae; Streptophyta; Magnoliopsida; Asterales; Asteraceae. The record is from RefSeq and is a predicted model, not a curated record.
GCCACGGCCCAGGGGAUAAGUUUACGGUUUGAUGUUACACCUAUAAAAAUUGAUCCAUCUCCACCUUAGGGUUCCGGUACAGCGUAGAGCGGAGGAGAAGCCGGCAAAUCAGGGGACGAUUGCUUCACGUAAUAACGGCAGUUGAAUUGGUUUUGGGCUUUGGUUUUUGAACUCUUAUUCAGGCUUCAAAAGUCAACCAACCCCAGAUGGAUGGGGAAAAGAAGACUGGAUCAGGGAACGAGCCACAAGACAUGGAUCAAGAUCAAGGACACCAUAUUGGCUCCAGAAUCACUUCAACUUUGGUCAGCGAUUUAAAUAAAGUUCUGAGCGAUGUUGUGUCCAUGUCAAAAACGAUGGAAAGACUGGGCGCUCGUGUCGAAUAUUUGGAGGGGGAGUUGCCAAAAUUUCUAAUAAAGCAACAUCCUCCGUCUGAUAUUCCAAAAAAUCUAAUCGAACCACAGUUACUUAUAAGACCUUUUAGUGAGCAUUUUGAUCUUCGUAGCUUUCGCUGUUGGCUAAAAGGUGUAGAAGAAGCUUUUAAUUAUUGUUUUGUCCCAGAAGAUGAACAAGUAGAUGUGGUCAGCUGCAAAUUUCUGCCAGAUGGAGAGGCUUCCAAAUGGUGGAAACGUAUCCAAGAUAUAAGCAUGCAAGUUGAUAAAAAAAGUCCAAUUAAUUGGCCUAAGAUGAAGAGGCUACUUAUGGCUAAAUUCCUUUUUCCUUAUUGUUAAGGGGUUGCAUGUAUUUGGAAUUUAAGAAAAUUAAAAUCCUUUAGGCUUUUUGCUAGAAAAUAUUUGUUAUCUGGUAAAUUACAAACAUAUCCUUUCAUCUUUUUUUCAACUUUUAUUUUUUUCACUGUAUUCUUUUCUUACCCUUUAUAUUGACAAUAUUAUAUCGAACAAAUAUAAUUUAUCGUGAUAAAGCAACUUUAUUUAUUUCCAUCCUA